Hydra vulgaris (swiftwater hydra) is the source of this 1405-nucleotide messenger RNA. RefSeq names its product PGA biosynthesis protein CapA. The record is from RefSeq and is a predicted model, not a curated record. NCBI's taxonomy places the organism in Eukaryota, Metazoa, Cnidaria, Hydrozoa, Anthoathecata, Hydridae.
AACGGCAAUUUUUGUUUUAGAUAGCUUGAACUUAGUCUUGCUAAAAAAUGUUCAAAACAAUUUAAACUUUUUCAAAGUUUAAACUGAGAUGUUAGCCAAUUUUAGAUUAUUUUUUUUCAUUCUGCUUCUUAAAAAAAGGUUCUUGAAACAGUUUGAGGCGGAUAUAUUAUUUGGUGGAGAUGUUAGCUUCGACUCACCAAUCCGAUUGGAAUCUGGAUCAGCUUGUCCUUAUUCUGACGUUUUAAAACAUGUCUCAAAAUACUUUAGAAGUGCAGACUACAAUAUGAUCAACUUGGAAGCUCCAUUUGUGUUGAAACAAAAUGAAAACUCCACAAGUUUUUCUAAUAAAGGAGUUCAUAAUAUGGCGUGGCCUGAGAGCGUUAAGGGACUGACUUCGGCAGGAAUAAAAUCAGUAAGUUUAGCUAACAAUCAUAUUAGCGAUUAUGGUGAUGAAUCAGUCAACCUGACAAUGCAAAUCCUCUCAGCUAAUAAAAUUGAAUUUGUUGGAUUAACUAACGGAAAAAAUUCGCCAUAUUCGCCUCAGAAACCGCUGAUAAAAGAAAUAAACGGAAUAAAAGUUGGCUUUCUAGGAUAUUGUGGAGAUUAUUCAGGAGAAUGUAAGUUUUAUCGUCCAGGUUUUCAAACAAGUACAGCACUGCUUCGUGAGCCAACUGUUAAAUACGAUUUACAAAAACUUAAAGGAAAAGUAGAUUUUAUUGUGACUUUUUUACAUUGGGGAUCGGAAUACGCUGCAAUUCCAAAUGAAUCACAAAGAAAGAUGGCUCUUUAUCUCAGUCAAUUAGGCGUAAAUAUAAUAAUUGGAACUCACCCACAUGUGUUGCAAGGACACGAGUGGAUUAACAAUACACUUGUACAUUAUAGUUUAGGAAACUUUGUUUAUCAUGGACAUUUUACGAUUUUAGAUAAACUUACUGGUGAUAGAAACAAUAGAAAAAGACUUCACGCUAUAGCAAAUGAACUAUCAAGAUCAUCUAGAAGUCCAACAACUAGUACAGAGCUUCUGAAAGUAAAAUUUACAAAGAGUGGAAUUAAAACGGCACAUUUCUUACCUCUUAGAAUAUUUGAAACUAAAACGGGUUGUAUUCAACCAAAAGCAAAAGUUGAUGAUAAAUGGAUUGUUGUUUGUGGAGCUCAAGAUGACAACUGCUAUGUACCAAAAACUAAAUAUCCAAGUUAAUAGGCGUUAAAUAUCCAAAUAUGUUAUACUUUUUUACUUCAGAGUAUUUUUUAAAUAGUUAAAAGAUAAAGCUUCAUGAGUAAGUUGUCCACGACGAAUAAAAAAAUCGCUAUCGCAUGUUUCUUUGUUUUGAUUUAUUUAAAAUUGUUUUUGACAUUUUUCCUGCAAGACUAUACGCAACCAAAAACUUUUUACAACUUUUUUUAA